Molecule: messenger RNA, 2940 nt
Organism: Necator americanus (New World hookworm)
Lineage: Eukaryota; Metazoa; Nematoda; Chromadorea; Rhabditida; Ancylostomatidae
Exons: 24
Coding region: 1-2940 (979 amino acids)
Biological process (GO): molting cycle, collagen and cuticulin-based cuticle; endocytosis
Cellular component (GO): cytoplasmic vesicle membrane; plasma membrane
Source: RefSeq, a predicted model, not a curated record
AUGUUGGAAUUCGGCUGUUUGGAGCGACCGUUGGCGAAGUUCUUCCACGGCUACGGCGCCUUUGUUUCGCGUCAUCCGUUUCCAUUCGUAGCCUUUCCAGUUCUCCUCACUCUAUAUUUAUCGACAGGUUUUUUCUACCUCAAUCCACAAACAGAUGCAAUUUAUUUGUACACACCUACUGAUGCACCUUCGAAGAUUGAACGACAGAUUAUCCAUGACCUAUGGCCGCUGGGUGAAGACAACUACGUCCCUGGCAGAGCCGUGACGCAGAGCCGUGAAGCACAGAUUACUGUAGUCGCCAAGGACGGUGGCAACAUUCUCCUGCCAGAAUAUGCGAGAUCAAUCAAGCGACUGGAUAUGUAUAUUCAGAAUCGAAUCAAGGUGAAAUUCCGAAAUCGCACUUAUACCUAUCGCGACCUAUGUCUGCGCUGGAAAAGUAAGGGAUGUCCUGGGAACAAUCACAUCCAGAUUAUCUCCGAGCUCUACAAUCACGGAAUCAACAUCACGUAUCCAACGUUUAGAAUGGGAACCAGAAGUGGCUACCUGGGUGCUGGUAUUGGCGGAGUCUCUUUGGGCCGCGACGACAACGGGACCGUAAUUCUUGCCUCAGCGCGAGCUUGGCUAAUGAUUUAUCAGUUGAAAUUCUUCCCCACCAAUGUCUCGUACGUUUCGGGAGUUUGGGAAAAGACAUUCAAACUUCACAUGGAUAAUUACCCGGAAGAUCCGUACAUCUCUAUCACGUACUUCCAUUCACAAACACUUGCUGAGGAGCUGAAACGAAACGCAGACAGCCUGGCUCCUAGAUUUAUUUCCGCAUUUGUGAUUCUUGUCAUUUUCGCCGUGAUCUGCUCAAUGGUCAUGAUUAAAGGGACCUUCUACUUUGAUUGGGUUCUCUCGAAACCGAUUCUAUCCAUAUUUGGCGUAAUCAAUGCUGGAAUGGGUAUAGCGAGCGCAAUGGGCGGCUUAGUGCUGCUGAACGUGCAGUACAACGACAUAGUCGCUGUUAUGCCGUUUUUGGUUGUCGCUGUCGGGACGGAUAACAUGUUUCUAAUGGUGGCCGCCGUGAAACGAACGUCACGAGCUCUCUCGGUGGAGGAACGGAUUGGCGAAUGUAUGGCGGAUGCUGCUGUUUCGAUUCUGAUCACUGCGCUCACAGAUGCAUUCUCGUUCGGUGUUGGCACUAUAACAACGAUCCCUGCAGUGCAAAUCUUUUGUAUCUACACUUGCUGUGCCUUAGUGCUGACGUUUCUGUAUCAGGUCACGUUCUUCUGUGCUCUGCUUGCAUUAGCGACAAAAUGGGAAGCGGAAGGACGUCACUGCCUCUGGCUAAAGGCCACAAUUGCUCCUAAGGUAGCCUCAUCUCCCUCAACCCGACUGCUCUGGCUUGGAUCUCGUCCACAUCCUGAUGCUGGCCACGCUUCGAACCGAAAAGACUGUGCCGCCACGAAAUUUUUCCAGAACUGGUAUGCUCCAAUUCUCAUGCAACCAGCCAUUAAAGCUCUUGCUGGGUUGUGGUACUGUAUCUAUGUGGGUUUCGCUGUGUACGGUUGCAUGCAUCUGAGGGAAGGAUUGGAGCCGGUCAACCUUUUGGUAGACGAUUCCUAUGCAAAACCCCACUAUCUAUCUUUGGAACGGCAUUUCUGGCAUUAUGGAGCAACAUUGCAGAUCGUGGUCAGCAGCGCUCCGAAUCUACGGGAUUCAAAUGAGCGAAAAAGAGUGAAUGAGAUGGUCCACGCAUUCGCAAACGCUCCGCAUGCGAUCGGUGACGAAAGUGUGCAAUUCUGGAUGAAGGAGAUGGAACGUUACUAUGUACUCGAGCACAACGUAACAGUUAGAGAUGAAGCAUUCUACGAAAUGAGUUCACAUUAUCUCUACACGCAUGAAUCGGAACCAUGGAUGGAAGAUGUGAAGUGGGCGUUGGAUGUGCAUGAUCGACCGUAUAUCUACGCAUUCAGAUUCCUGAUAGGGAUGCGUGAUAUAUCGAGCACCACACAACAACAAGCGGCUACGAAGAGCUUCCGUGAGAUUGCAGCACGAUAUGCCGACUACAAUGUCACAACAUUCAUGCCGUUGUGGUUGUUCACUGAUCAGUACGAUCUGGUCGUGCCGAAUACGGUGCAAGACAUCGUUAUAGCUGUCCUAUGCAUGUUGUUCAUAGCGUUUCUGCUUAUUCCACAACCGUUUUGCGCCCUUUGGGUCGCAUUUACCAUAGGAUCGAUUGAUCUUGGUGUACUUGGUUAUAUGACCUUAUGGGGUGUGAAUUUGGACGCCAUCUCAAUGAUCACAAUCAUCAUGUCGGUUGGAUUCUCUGUGGAUUAUUCUGCUCACAUUGCCUAUGGAUAUGUGAUUUCAAAAGAGCCUGACCCUCGCGAGAGGGUUCGCGAUGCAUUGGGUGAUCUGGGAUGGCCUGUAGUACAAGGUGCUGCAUCCACGAUUCUUGCUGUCGCGGUAUUGGCAGACGUGCCUGCCUAUAUGAUCGUCACAUUUUUCAAGACGGUGUUCUUAGCGAUUUCUAUAGGUCUUCUGCACGGCCUCAUUUUUCUUCCACUGAUGCUUUCUCUUUUUGUCCGAGGAUUUUGCACAGUUGGUUCCAGAACAGUCGAAGAACCGGCAUCAAUACCGAUCGCCACUGCGGCACCACCUCUGAUUCCACCUGGUCCAAAAAGGCAUCCGCCUCCAGAGACACCACCACCAAAACCGCCCAUGCUUCCGCCAGGAAUGUACCCAUACGGUUUCCAUGAAAUGCACCAAUUUGUCAGAGGGACUGUUCGAAAUUCGUCACAAUGGUUAGAGUCGAAAUUUGCGGACGCUUUUGAAGCUUCUCCACCGAACUCAACGAUUCUGGACGCACCGCCUCUGGUGCCGACAAGACCGCCAAGCACACAGCACGAGCGGUUACAGAUCCGACCAUCAUUGCCACCGAAAGAUUUCAGAUGCUAG